AUGUCUGUCAUACAACACUUUGUUAUGAGAAAAUAUUUGUGUCGUGGGUUGUAUAUACAUUUUCGGCUUCUUGCUAUCAACUUACACCUUGUUUUAAAUACAACACAAGAUAGAGUUCGACAUGAUCAACAUCUGCUGCGCAUGCAGUUGCUGGUACACCAAACCACAACUACACGAACAUACCAAGAACAUGAUCGACUACAUGUGGAACAAGAGCAGCAUGAGCAUAUCACCUAUAGGGUCCCUCUCCCUUCUUGCACAGUCAUGAUUCUAACAACUAAUUCUAAUAUCACAGGUCGGAGGACGAUAUAGAUAUAGAACAGCCACCAGCAUAUGAUUAUCUGUAUUUAUGUACAGCAACAAAAUAAACCAGCAGCACGUUGUAUUCCUAGGUCAACAACAUUAUCGUCCUCGCAGACAUCGACAUCCUCGACGCCUCGCCCGGUCACAGACAAGAACAUGCGCCUUCGCUGGUGAUGUUCCCAUGAUAAUGAUGUUGAAGUUGUAGAAUCACUAGUAGAAGAAAGUAGUAGAGCUACUACCAAGAGUAGAUGAUGAAUGAAUCUUGUCGUUGAAGAAUUGUCAACAUGAAAAUUAGGGAAACUCAACCUCUCCUCUAACGACGAUAACACAACAUUGUUUCUGUUAUUGUGAAAAAACUAUAAAAAAAAUUGGGAAGUGAAUUUUUUAAGUUCAUCUUGGCUCUAUGAUCUAUGAUUGAAUGAGUUGGCUCUUCUUCUAAUUCUAUCUAAGAAAGUAGUAACCUACAAUGAAUGAUAGAUGAUCGUAGAAGUAGAGAUAUUGUUGUUCUCGCAAAUAAGGAGCACCAGAAAGUGAGCACAGAAUUUCUUGAACCACAGGUAAGAAUUGCAGAACUUCAACCUCUCAUCUUCAAAAUGGGGAAAUAUCAAAUGUGAAAAAAUGUUUUCAUUAGUGACUGACGUAGCAACCAAAUAUCUUUAAGAUAUGAAUGGACAUCUUCAAGGACAAAAGCAUCAACAUCGACAUGCAUGCAUCAAUAAUCGAAGGUCCGGACGAUCUGUCUGCUAUUUGAAACGAAAAAAACUGAAAUCUCCGUGGACCACGUCCUCGUCUAU
Amoebophrya sp. A25 is the source of this 1097-nucleotide messenger RNA. The record is from the annotation of a GenBank genome assembly. NCBI's taxonomy places the organism in Eukaryota, Dinophyceae, Syndiniales, Amoebophryaceae.